UUGGCGCUCGCCCUCGGUCCGGGAAGCAUGGUACUGUCCAGGCUCAUCUGCGCCUUCUUGCUCGUCGCCUGCUGCUGCUGUCGCCGCGCCGCGGGUGUGCCUGGAGAGGCAGAACAGCCUGAGCCCGAGCUGGUGGAGGUGGAAGUGGGCAGCACAGCCCUUCUCAAGUGUGGCUUCUCCCAUUCCCAGGGUAACUUCAGCCAUAUCGACUGGUUUUCUGUCCACAAGGAGAAGCCGGCACUCAUCUUCCGUGUGCGUCAGGGCCAGGGUCAGAGCGAACCUGGGGAAUAUCAGCACCGACUCAGCCUCCAGGACAAAGGGACGACUCUGGCCCUGACACAUGUCACCCCCCAUGAUGAGCGCAUCUUCCUGUGCCGGGACAAGCGCCCUCGGUCCCAGGAGCACCGCAUCCAGCUCCGUGUCUACAAAGCUCCGGAGGAGCCAAGCAUCCAGUUGAAUACCUUGGGCAUUUCUGUGAGCAGCAGGGAGCCUGAGGAGGUUGCCACCUGUGUGGGGAGGAAUGGGUACCCCAUUCCUCAAGUCAUCUGGUACAAGAAUCGCCAGCCCCUGAAGGAGGAGAACCGAAUCCACAUUCAGUCAUCCCAGAUCGUAGAGUCAAGUGGUCUGUACACCUUGCGGAGUGUUCUGAAGGCACAGUUGCUUAAGGAGGACAAAGAUGCCCAGUUUUAUUGUGAGCUCAACUACCGGCUGCCCAGUGGGAACCACAUGAAGGAAUCGAGAGAGGUCACUGUCCCUGUUUUCUACCCAGCGGAGAAAGUGUGGUUGGAAGUGGAGCCUGUGGGAAUACUGAAGGAAGGGGACCGUGUGGAAAUCAGGUGUUUAGCUGAUGGCAACCCCCCACCCCACUUCAGCGUCAGCAAGCAGAACCUCAGCACCAUGGUGGUGGAGGAGGAGAAGACAACCGAUGACAAUGGGAUCCUGGUCUUGGAGGCUGUCCAGAAGAAGCACAGUGGGCUUUAUCAAUGUCACGGCCUGGACUUAGAAACAUUGGUAUCACUGCAAAGUGACCCACAGGAGCUGCUGGUGAACUAUGUAUCUGAUGUCCGGGUAAGCCCCGCAGCCCCUGAGAGCCAGGAAGGCAGCAACCUCACCCUGACCUGUGAGGCAGAGAGUAACCAGGUUCCUGAGUUCCAGUGGCUGAGAGAAAAGACAGGGAAGGUGCUGGAAAAGGGGCCUGUGCUUCAAUUACACAACCUGAAACGGGAGGCAGGGGGAAGCUACCGCUGCAUGGCAUCUGUGUCCAGCGUACCUGGCCUAAACCGCACACAGCUGGUCAACGUGACUAUUUUGGGGCCCCCGUGGAUGGCAUUAAAGGAGAGGAAGAUGUGGGUGCAGGAGAAUGCGAUGUUGAACCUGUCUUGUGAAGCAUCAGGAAAUCCACGGCCCACCAUCUCCUGGAAUGUUAAGGGCAUGGCAAGCGAACAAGACCAAGAUCCGCAGAGUGUCCUGAGCAUCCUGAAUGUCCUUGUGACUCCAGAGCUGUUGGAGACAGGUGCUGAAUGUAUGGCCUCCAACUCCCUAGGCAAAAACACUACCAUCAUUUUCCUGGAGCUGGACUCCAACAGAACUGGCCUCAACACGUCCACUGUCAACCCUCAUGCCAGAGCCAACAGCACCUCCACAGAGAAAAAGCUUCCCAAGCCGGAAAGCAAGGGUGUGGUCAUCGUGGCUGUGACCGUGUGUGUCCUGGUCCUGGCUGUGCUGGGUGCUCUCCUCUAUUUCUUCUACAAGAAGGGCAAGCUGCCUUGUGGGCGGUCAGGCAAACAAGAAAUCACGCUGCCCCCAUCUCGUAAGAGCGAAUUUGUAGUUGAAGUUAAGUCAGAUAAGCUCCCAGAAGAAAUGGGCCUCCUACAGGGCAGCAACGGUGACAAGAGGGCUCCAGGAGACCAGGGAGAGAAAUACAUCGAUCUGAGACACUAGCUGCUGAAUUACACUGAACUCUCCCCCCUCCCUGCCUGGACAUGUCUUGUUCCCUGCUCACCCUCAUCCUCCGCACUCAGGAUGGUCGCUAAAGCCUCUAAAGUGGACGACAGAGAAGACCCCUGCUCCAGCUCACUUGCAGACCCAAUUUUAGAGGGUCAGUGGGCUAGGACCAGAGCCGUCCUGAGAAGGACCUCACGUAGCCCUGGAGGUGCGCUCCUCAGGGAUCAAUCCACUUUCUCAAUUUGUUGACGGGGCCUCAAUAUUCCAGGAGUGGGUAGGAGAGUUUCUUGCAGACUGUGUAUCUCUUUAUACGUUAUGAUGUAAAUACCCAUCUUCUACCAGCAGUUAGUGAAUUAGGUAGCCUAUUUAUCUUGAGCUGAUUUCCUGCCCCAAAGGCUAGCUUCAUAAUUCAGUUGUAUCACUAAACUGAGGACACACUGAGCCCAGGCCCCUCUCCACAGAUGAAGUAUGUUCACACCAGUUCUGGAUAGUACCCCAGCAGUAUGUAGAAGCAACUGCCUGCCUGCCUCAAGUCCCUUUUGUGACACUCCUUUCUCUGGGCAGAAGCCAGGAACUGGUGUCAUUCCUUAAAAGGUUUGCUGGGUAUAUCUCAUUGUCCCUGCAGUGUGGAAGCUGUGCACUGUUUUUCCAGAGUUAACGCCAUUGAGCUUGAGCUCCUGUAUUUAUUUGCCUCCUACUGCCCUCUCAAGGGAUGAUGUAAGACUGAUAGGUGAGGGCAGGGGACAGAGAUGAGGUCCCGACGGUCCUUUAUGGGGAUUAAGGUUAUAUUAGCACCAAACUUCUACAAACUAAGCUAGUGGGCCUAGACCUUAAAAGAAGGGCCCUAAUGAGAGGAUGGUACUUUAGGAUGAGAAACAGAGGCCUGGCUAGAGCUUGGGGUGUGAAAGUAUAUCUGUGUGUGCGCGUGCGUGUAUGUAUGUAUGUGUGUGUGUGUGUAUGUAUAUAUAUAUAAGAAUACAUAUAUGUAUGUAUAUGGUUUUGUUAGGUUGUGUGUAAAUUUGCAAAUUGUUUUAUAUAUGUAUAAAAAAAUAAAGCUAAAUUGUCCCAAAAA
This is a messenger RNA of Hipposideros armiger (great roundleaf bat), 3016 nucleotides long. It is a transcript of the gene MCAM, whose product is annotated as melanoma cell adhesion molecule. Bases 28 to 1941 code for a protein of 637 amino acids. Gene Ontology annotation, cellular component: plasma membrane. Gene Ontology annotation, molecular function: laminin receptor activity. The transcript is spliced from 16 exons. NCBI's taxonomy places the organism in Eukaryota, Metazoa, Chordata, Mammalia, Chiroptera, Hipposideridae. The record is from RefSeq and is a predicted model, not a curated record.